Messenger RNA from Aspergillus pseudonomiae, 1186 nucleotides. RefSeq lists its product as uncharacterized. Bases 111 to 383 code for a protein of 90 amino acids. The record is from RefSeq and is a predicted model, not a curated record. The transcript has a single exon. NCBI's taxonomy places the organism in Eukaryota, Fungi, Ascomycota, Eurotiomycetes, Eurotiales, Aspergillaceae.
GCUGUGUAUGCAACUUCUGGGCUUUCCUUGUUUCUCACCUAAGCUAAUGAGUUCAUCUCAUCUGCUUCCCAGCAAGAGCAUCCGUGACUCUCUAGAGAUCACGAGAUUUCAUGCCAAUGUCAUGUCUGUUGAGCACUGCAGGGGCCUGUUCAAACUGUCUGAAGCGCUGCUACAGGCUGCAUCGUUAUGUGAAUGGGUGGUUGCCUUGCCUUCAUUCUGGCAUCACCAUUACGCUAGUAUGCGAUAUGAAUGACUCGAAUUCUAAAUUCAUCUCCCGCAAACUUUGCAGCGAUAGUUUUCAACUAUCCAACACUUGUUCUACAAUCUCUCUAUUAGAUUUUAUCUCUCUCAACAUACUUCCGCUCACUCUUCUGAAGCUUUAGAAGGCUAUUAUCUCUUUCUUAUCACUGUUUCCAGAAUGCCGCUCCAACGACCACCAAUCUGGCUGAUGCCAUGUCUUAUUUUGCUUGGCCAGCAUGUUCUUUGGAGGGCGCAUGUUGACAAUUUUCAAAGAAUAGGAUUUCUUGAAGAAGAGCUAGCUCGGUUAAAACUUGCUAAAGAUAAAGCACAUAUAUCUGAAUCGCAAGAGAUAUUAGACCCGGCUCUUAAUUUCUCUGCAAAACAUGUUAUAUCGACCUCACCGGGGAUAUUAUCGCAAACGGGUAUAAGAUCGCAGCGCAACUAAUAUAUGGAUGGGGUAGAGACCAUCUUCAUACAUACCUACCCCGAGGAUCAGUAUGAACGAUUGCUGAAGGCUCUAUUGAAUAAAAAAUAUAAGUGUAUGUCGACACUGGUUUGACAGGCUUGCUGCGAUGAAAACUUCUACAGACUUUCUAUUAUCUUUCUUUAUCUGUGUCUCAGGAGGGAACUUUACUUGUUAUCACUUGUUUAAGCUAUAUUGAUUGCCUGAGCUGCAAUGCUGUAUUACUCGGGACCUGUUAUAUUAAGCGUGAGCCUUGAUCUAGAAAUCUUUCGAAAACUCAGUCUGGGGAUAAUCUAUAAUCAAAGAAACUACUAUAGAAAGUUGGGGAGCCCCUUGUAUUUUGUACUGUCAAGGAAUCCAUCGUCUAUAGAGGACAAGAAUCAAGAGCUCUGCUUGCUGUUCACACCGUCAUCGUCAUUUACGGUGCGAUAAAUAGCGCUUGGAGUCGAUGUCCUUGGGGGAUGCACGAGACACGGGCCCGGG